AUGCGUCAUGUCUGGUCUGGUUUCGUUCGAAUAGCGCUCCGAUACGUGGACGACCGCGAUCGCCGUCGCCGCCGCCGUCGCGGUCUCCGAAGCUCCGCGAACGCCAUUAAAGUCCUCCUGGUUUUCGCAGAACGAGAGAGAGAGAGAGAGAGGGCGCCAUGAGGAGGAAACCGAAGGUCGCGAAGGCUGGAGAGAAGCCUCAGCUGCUUGAAAGCAGAAUUGUCCCUGAGAGAAAGGAAGAGUUGCCGCCUGAAGGUACAAAAUCGCCACCAAAUGGACUACAAAUGCAGUCUGCAAAUCCAAAUCCUUUGCUGGAAAAAGCGGAACCAAUGCCACCGAGUGCAGAUUCUUCUGUGGAAAAAACAUCAAAGCCUAAAAGGAAAGCGUCUGCUGGCUUGUCUGCCUAUAAGAAGUCGAGAGAGAAGUAUGGUUCGGUCCGCCGAUCUGGACGUCUUCAAAAUGCUGUAGUUCCUGCUAGGAGUAAGGACAUAGGACCUGUUUUCGAAGAUAUAACUGCCACUGACAGUGAGAACGAAGAUGGGCCACCUUUACCUGAAGAAGAUCCAUUGCAAAAGCUAAGUUUGAGUGAAAUGAGCUUGGAGGCAAAAGUCAAUUACCUGCUCAAACAAGUGGAACUACUAGCAAGUUUCAUGGAACCUUCCAAUUCUAAGGUGGCUGGGGAAUUUUUUCCGAGUGGAAGUGCUUCCAAUGCAGAUCCUAAAUACAAAAUUUUGCAUAUGGAUUGUGAUAAGAAGAUUGAAGCCCUACUACAUGAGAAUCAUCUCCUUACCGUGAAGCUAGAAAAUGCUGUCAGCAAACUUGAAAUGUAUGAGCAAGGGAACCGCAUAUUCAGCGAAGUAUUGGAUAAACUGAAACAAAUGGUCGUGCUAUUCGAUCUGACUAAACCUGCUGAAACAGUUGCUCAUGGAAAGCAAACCACACGGGAUGGUUCUUUGUCUCCGGGUGCAGUCGGGAAUGCUACUUCUCCUAAGAGGAAGAUGCGUGAUGGUUCUUUUUCUCCAGAUGCAGUUGGAAAUACUGCAUCUCCCAAGAGGAAGAGAGGAGACCGAUAGGUGAAACCAAGAAGAGCUGAGUUUCUCAAUGGCAUGCCAAGCCAAAAAUAAAAGAAGAAAAGAGUUCCUCAAUGGCAUUAGGUUAUUCUUACGUUAGCAUGUCGGUUAACUGACUAUGAUACCUCACAUUAGAUGCUAACUCUAUCUGAGCGCAACUCGGUUUCUAGUUGAGAUCUCUUUAUGCUUUUUAGCUGGUUUUGUUUAUGGUGCGUGCAUUGUUAAGACAUCUUAUGUAUCCGCCUUCCCUCAGUUUCUAGUUGAGAUCUCUUUUGGCUUUUCA
Molecule: messenger RNA, 1353 nt
Organism: Syzygium oleosum
Lineage: Eukaryota; Viridiplantae; Streptophyta; Magnoliopsida; Myrtales; Myrtaceae
Exons: 5
Coding region: 159-1073 (304 amino acids)
Source: RefSeq, a predicted model, not a curated record